Molecule: messenger RNA, 3825 nt
Organism: Elephantulus edwardii (Cape elephant shrew)
Lineage: Eukaryota; Metazoa; Chordata; Mammalia; Macroscelidea; Macroscelididae
Gene: STAG3
Product: stromal antigen 3
Exons: 32
Coding region: 1-3825 (1274 amino acids)
Biological process (GO): sister chromatid cohesion
Cellular component (GO): cohesin complex; nucleus; chromatin
Molecular function (GO): chromatin binding
Source: RefSeq, a predicted model, not a curated record
AUGGUAGGAGGACUUGCGGUCAGAUGGGGCGGGGUGGAGCAGGGAAAGGCGGUGCGGCGGGCGCGGCCGAGCCCACGUGACGGGAUUGCACGCCCGGGAGCGCGUGGCGGCACGAGGCUGCGGGAGCAGCGUCACCGGAACGUGGUGAGCGAAGGCUCCGGGACUCCCAAGCCUCGCGACACUUUGCCGCUUUGGGGCGAGCCGUUGGGGCUUUGCGACGGCGUGAGGCGCACUUCCUGGUUCCCCAAUGCCGACCCUGCGGUCCUCGUCCUCCCCGAGCAGCGUGGCAUCCUCUCUGCACAGAGGAGGCCAGAAGGGCCUGUGGCCGCCAUGCAGCUCCCCCGGCCACCUGCUGUACGAGAUAGUGACUCACUAUCUGCGGAUGAAGGCAGUGACUUUGAAGAUAACUUGAGAUGCAAAGUGAAGAAGAGAGUAGCAAAACGGCCACUCAGAACAACUCCAGUGGCAAAACAAGCAAAGAAAAGGCCCCGAGUGGUACGUGAUCGUCACCAGAAAAAGCCAGAGUCACCACCAGCCAAUAAUCUCUUUGAUGCUGUGAAAGCUGCCAAAAGUGACAUGCAGACUUUGGUAGAUGAGUGGCUGGAUGGCUACAAGCAAGACCAGGAUGCAGGAUUCCUAGAGCUUAUUAACUUUUUCAUUCGCUCUUGUGGCUGUAAAGGCACUGUGACCCUUGAGAUGUUCAAGAAGAUGUCCAAUUCUGAGAUAAUCCGUCACCUAACAGAACAGUUCAAUGAGGAUUCAGGGGAUUAUCCCUUGACAGCUUCUGGCCCAUCCUGGAAGAAGUUCCAGGGGAGCUUUUGUGAAUUUGUGAGGACAUUGGUCUAUCAGUGCCAGUACAGCCUCCUCUAUGAUGGCUUCCCCAUGGACAAUCUCAUCUCCCUGCUCACUGGCCUCUCAGACUCCCAAGUCCGUGCUUUCCGUCACACUAGCACUCUGGCUGCCAUGAAACUGAUGACCUCUCUCGUAAAAGUUGCUCUUCAACUGAGUUUGCAUAAAGACAAUAAUCAACGUCAGUAUGAGGCUGAACGAAGCAAGAGCCCAGGGCAGAGAGCACCCGAACGUCUGGAGACCCUGCAAGAGAAACACAAAGAGCUCCAAGAGCAUCAAGAGGAGAUUGAAGGAAUGAUGAAUGCCCUCUUCAGAGGUGUUUUUGUACAUCGGUACAGGGAUGUCCUUCCUGAGAUCCGUGCUAUCUGCAUCGAGGAGAUUGGGUGUUGGAUGCAGAGUUACAGUACCUCUUUUCUCACCGACAGCUAUUUAAAGUACAUUGGCUGGACCUUGCAUGAUAAGCACCGAGAAGUUCGUCUAAAGUGUGUGAAGGCUCUGAAAGGACUCUAUAGCAACAGAGACAUGACUGCACGCCUAGAGCUCUUUACCAGCCGCUUCAAGGACCGGAUGGUUUCUAUGGUCAUGGACAAAGAGUAUGAUGUAGCAGUAGAGGCUGUCAAACUGCUAACACUUAUCCUUCAGAACAUGGAAGGGGUGCUGACUGACACAGACUGUGAGAGCAUCUACCCCGUAGUGUACGCCUCCAGUCGAGCUCUGGCCUCUGCUGCAGGAGAGUUUCUCUACUGGAAGCUCUUCUACCCUGAGUGUGGAAUAAUAAUGGUGGGUGGAAGAGAACGACACCGAAGUCCUCGUUCCCAGAGAACGUUCUUUCAGCUUCUGCUGUCCUUCUUUGUGGAAAGUGAGCUCCACAACCAUGCUGCUUAUUUAGUGGACAGCUUAUGGGACUGUGCAGGGCCGCUGCUGAAGGACUGGGAGAGUCUGACAGGGCUGCUGCUGGAGAAAGAGCAGAACUUGAAUGACAUGGAGGAGAGCACACUGAUAGAGAUCCUGGUGUCCAGUGUCCGGCAAGCUUCGGAGGGUCACCCACCUGUGGGGCGGGUCACUGGGAGGAAGGGCUUAACAUCUAAAGAACGUAAGAUCCAAGCUGAUGACAAGGUGAAACUGACAGAGCACCUGAUCCCCUUGCUGCCUCCCCUCUUAGCCAAGUUCUCAGCUGAUGCAGAGAAGGUUGCUCCCCUUCUUCAGCUUCUCAACUACUUUGACCUCAACAUCUACUGCACCGGACGUUUGGAGAAGCACUUGGAGCUGUUCUUGCAGCAACUCCAGGAGGUGGUGGUGAAGCAUGCCGAGCCAGCAGUGCUUGAAGCUGGGGCUCAUGCCCUCUAUCAGCUCUGCAAGCCCGAGUUCACGUUCUUCAGCAGGGUAGACUUUGCUCGCAGCCAGCUGGUGGAUCUGUUGACGGACCGCUUCCAGCAAGAAGUUGAAGAGCUGCUGCAGUCUGCCUUCCUAGAUGAGGAUGAAGUCUAUAAUCUGGCAGCCACUCUAAAGCGCCUCUCUGCCUUCUACAACGCUCAUGACCUUACCCGCUGGGAGCUCUACGAGCCAUGUUGCCAACUCCUCCAGAAGGCUGUGGGUACAGGAGAAGUGCCUCGUCAGGUGGUCCUUCCAGCCUUGAGUCUCGUCUAUUUUUCCAUCCUCUGGACACUGACCCACAUUUCUGGACCAGAUACUUCCCAGAAGCAGCUGUUGAAUUUGAAGAGCAGGAUGGUGGCCUUCUGUGAGCUCUGCCAGAGUUGCCUCUCAGAUAUGGACCCUGAGAUCCAGGAGCAGGCUUUUAUCUUAUUAAGUGAUCUACUUCUCAUCUUCAGCCCUCAGAUGAUUACAGGAGGACGCGAAUUCCUUAGGCCCCUUGUCUUUUCCCCUGAAGCCACUCUGCAGUCUGAGCUGGCCAGCUUCCUCAUGGACCGUGUCUUCAUCCAGCCUGGAGAGCUGGGCAGUGGUACAUCCCCAGAGGAUCAUUUACAGAUAGAGCAACUGCACCAGCGGCGCCGCCUCCUGGCCGGGUUCUGCAAGUUGUUGCUGUAUGGGGUGCUGGAGAUGGAUGCAGCCUCAGAUGUUUUCAAACACUACAACAAGUUCUAUAGUGACUAUGGUGACAUUAUUAAGGAAACAUUAACCAGAGCAAGGCAGAUUGACCGAAGUCACUGUUCUCAGAUUCUGCUGCUUAGCCUCAAACAGUUGUACACAGAACUACUGCAGGAACAGGGGUCCCAAGGCCUGAGUGAGCUUCCAGCCUUCAUUGAGAUGAGGGACCUAGCCCGGAGGUUUGCCUUGAGCUUUGGACCCCAGCAGCUUCAGAACCGUGAUCUUGUGGUCCUGCUACACAAGGAAGGCAUCAAGUUUUCCUUGUCUGAGCUACCUCCAGCUGACUCCUCUGAUCAGCCCCCAAACCUGGCAUUCCUGGAGCUCCUUUCAGAAUUUUCCCCUCGACUCCUACAUCAAGACAAACAGCUGCUCCUGUCCUAUCUGGAAAAAUGUCUGAAGCGUGUCCCCCAAGCAACCAACUGUCCUUGGGGUCCAGUCACCACUUACUGCCACUCUCUCAGCCCUCAAGAAAACCAAGCUGAGGUCAGCCCUCAGGGUUACCCUUUCUCCAAGAAGAGGCGCACUGAAGGCCCCUUCAGGUCGAAAAUAGAUGAUGCCUCUUCCUCCCAGGAAGAAAGCCUGCAACUUAGCAGUGUCCCAGCCACGCCUGCCCUCACCUCUACAGCUGUGAAGAGUAAGCAGCCCGUGGUAGAGUUAGAAGAGGUGGAAGAAGAAGAGAGAUCGGGAUUGGAGUUCUCCCAAGGACUUAGUCUAAUGGAAGAGGAAGAAGAAGGGCUGGUAUUUCAGGAUGACUCAAGUGAAGAAUGGCAAGAUACAGACAAGCAACCAAGUAGCUGCUCUUCCUCUGGUGAACACCAGCUGGACCUCUUAGAUUCUACAGAGCUGAACAUGGAGGCAAGUGUCCCAUGA